Messenger RNA from Coccinella septempunctata (seven-spotted ladybird), 1766 nucleotides. RefSeq lists its product as uncharacterized. NCBI's taxonomy places the organism in Eukaryota, Metazoa, Arthropoda, Insecta, Coleoptera, Coccinellidae. The transcript is spliced from 2 exons. The record is from RefSeq and is a predicted model, not a curated record. The coding region runs from base 344 to 1393 and encodes 349 amino acids.
UAUUGGAAGUCCCCUCUACAAUUCAACUAAAUACUUAUCAAAUCUGUUGUCCUAUGCCUUCGACAAAGAUGAAAGAUAUGUGAGAAACUCUUUCGAAUUCAUAGAUAGUAUAAAGGAUAUAGUCCUCCCAGAUAACUAUGUCCUUGUUUCUCUGGAUGUAACAUCUCUUUACACAAAUAUACCUAUUGAUCUUGCCAUUGAGUUGAUAGAGAGUAAAUGGAGUCAAAUCGAGCCACAUACAACCCUAACAAUUCAAGACUUCUUACAGCUUUUCAAUUUCUGCGUUGAGAACAGUUUUUUCGUCUUUAACGGCAAAUACUAUAAACAGAUUUUUGGACUAGGGAUGGGAAAUUGUCUUGCUCCUGUAGUGGCUGACAUCGUGAUGGUAGAGGUUCAGAAGAUUGCUCUAGGCCGACUUUCUUUCUGCAUACCUAUUUUUAAGAGAUACGUAGAUGAUAUCUGCACGUCGAUACCGGACGAUAAAGUGGAAGAGACCAUCACAGUGUUUAACAGCGUACAUCCACGAUUGAAAUUCACCAUUGAAGUCGAAUCACAGGAAAACACCUUACCUUUUCUCGACGUUUUGCUGAUAAGACAUGGCAAUGAAAUAAAAUAUAAUUGGUAUCGAAAACCGACUUUUUCAGGCAGAGUUUUAAAUUUUAAUUCAAAGCACACCAUCACACAAAAAAUUAAUAUUAUCAAUAAUUUGAAAAAUAGAGCUCUGAAACUGUCCUCUCCUGAAUUUCACCGAGACAACUUAAACCAAAUAAAAGCUAUUUUACAGAAAAAUGAUUAUCCCACCAAAAUCAUAGAAAAAAUUAUUUACAGAGAAAGUCGAGAACAAAUUCAAGAAGACAAUAUGAUUGAAAACAAAAAAUUUUACGCCCUGACUUACGUUGAAGGUUUAUCUGAGCAGAUAAGAAGAAAUAUUUUAUCGCUUGGUGUCGACGUAGCUUUUCGAUCUGAAAACACCAACAGAAAGCUUUUCACAAAAAUAAAAAGUACAACUCCAAAAGAAUUAUUGAGUAAUGUGAUCUACAAGAUUUGUUGCAAGGAUUGUCAGUCUACAUAUGUAGGACAAACAGGUCGGUAUCUUAAAGACAGAAUCUCCGAGCAUGAAAGAGAUUCCCUCAACAUACUCAACCCUCUAAAAAAGAAAAAAGACAACAACACCGCCUUAGCAGAACAUGUAUCAAAUACACUCCAUUCUUUUGAUUUUAACAUCGACUCAAUAAAAAUAUUAGGACACCAAAAAAUUUUAAAAAAAAGGUUACUACAUGAAAUGAUCUCUAUAAAGCAGGAUGAAAAAUCCAUUAACAGGAGAACAGAUAUUGAUAGUUUGAAUACAGCCUAUUACUAUCUCAUCAACAAAAUGAAAAGAAAAAUAACUUGAACGAAUUAUUAAUAUUGAACGUCAAUGUCAUCUCGGUAGAUCAAAACACAAUUCAAUUUUACUUAUAACAUAUGUGUGAUCACAGCAGUCUGUUUCCGAUUUGUCCAAUUUUUGGUUAAAUUCUCGUUUGAUGUUGUCUAAGAGUGUUAUGUGUUUCAUAUCUUUCAUGAUUUUGACUAUAAAACCACAAAAAGACUAGCCCUGAAGAAGAUUUUAGAAUAAAAUCGAAACAUGUCGGCAAUGGUCUGAGAAGUGGUUUUUAUUCCAACAACCUGACCUUCAACCCUGUUAAGCGGAUUGGUUAUCUUUUCUAAUUACAGUUACUCCUGAAGAUGUCCCAAACUGGGGACGAAAUAUAGAGUAUGAGAACGAA